Molecule: messenger RNA, 3102 nt
Organism: Cyclocybe aegerita
Lineage: Eukaryota; Fungi; Basidiomycota; Agaricomycetes; Agaricales; Hemipholiotaceae
Source: the annotation of a GenBank genome assembly
CAUGGCCCUUGACCACGCCCUCGCUAUGUCCCAAUCAGACCCAUCUGUCGCCCGCAUCGACAGUUUACGCAACGCAGCACUCGCCGCCAACCAUCAAAGCACUGGCCUGACAUCCAGCUCAAGCUCCCCUGGCGUCGCCCCCUCCUCGUCUUCGCCAGGCCCCUACAUCGAGUCUCCGACCCCACUCGACCCAGGCAAUGCACAGCCAUCCACCUCACCGGCACCAGGGUCCACCGGCUCCGCCCAAAGCGACUCAGACACUUCUGCAAGCAACCCUAGCCCUGCCAUGCUCGAUGUUGACCCCCAGAUCCUCGAGGCGCUCCGGGGAAAGGACAGGAUAUACGUCCUGAAGCUCGGCGAGACGUUCGAAACGCUCAUUAAGGAACGCAGGCCGCGGUGUGAUCUCACGCCUGCGACAUCCUAUCAGCGACUGCUUGUUCAUCGCUGCUCGGCUUACUACAAGUUGGUGCCAGAGAGCGAUCCUGCCACCAAGGGCAUCUCUGUGUCCAUCUCGCCUGAGAGUAGAAGACCCGAGCGACGCAUAUGCGAACUCGUGCCAGCUGAAUCGCCCACGCAACCGGCGUUCAAAAUCAUGCGGCGAUCAGUGCAAGAACGACGCUCGAAGCCCCAGUCCCACGCAGGCUCCGUCGCAGGAGAGGAUGCUGACCUCUCCGACGUCGAGCCCUCCGAGGCCGGCAGCCUCGGUGGCAGGAGCAACGUCACCAGCAACUCGAGCACCAAAAAACGCAUGACAAUCGAAGAGCGCGAGGCGGCUUACAAUGAAGCUCGAUCUCGCAUCUUCAUGAACUUUGAAGAGAAGGAGAGGGGCAAGGAGAAGGACAUGAGUGCCAGCUCCUCGUCGCUCAGUGUCAGCGGGUCGACGUCUACUAGCGCAGGCGGUAGAAGUAGCCUCGGCGAUACUGACGAUGCAAUCAGCUCUCCUGCAACUGAGAGCGAGUGGUCGACGCCCUCUGGAUCGAAUACCAGGAAGGAUGGUCGACGGGGUGGGCAUCACAAUGGGUCAAACUCAUCAUCAAGGUCCCUUCGUAGCGGAGGGUCUUUCCAUGCCAACGGCUCUGGAGGCAGCUCGCGCAACUCGCGAGCGCCGUCACCAUCAUUCGUGUGGCCAUCGCUGUAUGAGCCCUCGCCAUCAGCAGGACAGAUCUAUGAUCCUGCUCAGCAUCACCCGCCGAACAUGGGAUACCACCCCAACCACUUCGCGUACUCGUACCCUCCGCCCAACAAUGCCCCGAACCCGCCAUUCUUGACCCCUUAUCCAUCAUACUACCCCCAGCCCUACAACCCGUACCAACACCCUCCGCCCAUGCCCCAGCAGCAAGACCCAACGACACCUCCAGGCCCAGAACAACAGUACACUCCCCAGCAUCAGAUGAACUACGGGCCAGCGUAUGGGUGGCAGCCGCAUCCUAACCAACCGCCUUUGCAGUCUCCUCCGCAUACAAUGCAUGCGCCACUUCCACAGCAGCCACAGCAGAAUCCGCCUCCACCUCCGCUGCCUCAUUCAAUAGGUCCUCAUCCGCCUCAUCCUCCGCCACCCCCUCAUUCACCUUCGUACCCACCGUAUAACAUGCACUCUCAGCAUGCGUAUACGUACCCGAUGGGCGCAUAUUAUCCACCACCACCUCCGCCUGGGCAGCCACAGCAAAUGGCCCCUCCUCCGCCACCGCCGCCUCCAGGUCUGCCUGCGCAUGCGCAGGGCGGUAUGCAGCAGCAGCAGCCGUACCCUGGCUACGAGGUUCCGCGGUCGAUGAAUAUGAACGCAAACCCCAUGCAGCCACCUCCUGGGCACGGGCCAGGGCCGCCCGAAGGGCACUUCAACGGCGGCCAUAACGGCAAUAACAAUCACUUGAAUAACCAGCACCAGAACAACCACCAGAACCAUGCUAGUAACCCGCCCCGCCAUAAUCUUGGAAAUGGGGUGAUUUCGCCCAUUGGAAAUGGCGGAGGACGGGGGCCGCAGAGGAAUGGAAGUGGGUUUGGCGGUGGUGUUAACAACCACGGCGGCCACAACAACAACGCGAAUGGGCCUGGCGGUAAUGGGAAGCACCGCGGGCCUGUGCCGCCUGCUGCGCGCUCUGCAUGGAGCUACGGGCCUGGUGUCGGGAUGGGCGGGUUCCCUGCCCACUUUGGGAACAACGCCGGAGGAAACGUCAAUGGGAACGUGAACGGGAAUGGGAAUGCGGGAGGAGAGGCUGUUGGGCCGCGAUUUUACCACUCGAACUCGAAUUCGAAUAGGAGAACGUCGGGCCAUGGAAGCUCAGGAGGGAAUAGCAGAGGGUCGUCGUCGAACACGGAUGAGGUUUCGUCUGUUGCGUCCUCAUCAACGACCUCGUCUUCGUCGCGCCGGACGUACACCUCAACAACAUCCUCGCAGCACCCGCUGCCCGCUCGGCCAGAUUGGGCCGUCGGGAUGAAGGCCCAGCCAACGCUGGCUGCAACAGGAGGAGCGCGGCACCACGACCUGUACAACUCAAACUCCAACCCGAACUCGACGGGCAACUCGCGCACGAUAUCGCCCAUCUCGCCUCCGCGGUCGAAUUCUGGCUCGAACGCGUUGCAGGCGACGGAUUUCCCGCCGCUGAACCCUGCUGCUGGGCAUGUACAGGAGAGGGUACGGCCUCCGGUGGUUAGUGGUGCGUGGAGCAGUGCGAGGCCGAUAUUGUCGCCUGCGGCGAAUAAUGUGAACACGGCCACCACAAAUUUGAAUCCCCCAGGGAGUGCCCCAGUGUCGGCGCAGAACAGCCCGAAUCCUAAUGUACAACAGAAUGCGAGCCCGGUCGCGAGGCAGGAGGACGGCGAGCGGCCUGUUGGAAAGGCUGGAGAGGUUUACAACCCGAAGCUCAUCAAGCGGCCUGGACCACCUCUGGUGAACGGGACGAGUCCGGCACGUGCAGGCCCAUCAAGCCCAGCACAAGUCAACAUGAACGUAAGGAAUGAUUCUCCGUCCGCUCAAGGUAAUGCACUGGCGGCGCAAAUGGCUUUGAUGUCAGUAGAAGAAGACCAUGGUGGGGAUGUGACGAUCUCGCAACGUCUUUCGGUGCCGUCAGCAGGGGGUGUAGUGCCGCUGUCGCCAUCGACAUA